Molecule: messenger RNA, 1764 nt
Organism: Aspergillus oryzae RIB40
Lineage: Eukaryota; Fungi; Ascomycota; Eurotiomycetes; Eurotiales; Aspergillaceae
Exons: 2
Coding region: 1-1764 (587 amino acids)
Molecular function (GO): oxidoreductase activity; copper ion binding
Source: RefSeq, a predicted model, not a curated record
AUGAAAUCGUCCCUCUUUUGUAUACUUUCUAGCAUUGUGGCUGCUAAUGCCACAAGCGUCCCCUCGUUCUUAGCUCGAGACUCCGUCUCUGCGUCACUCUCUUCAUCAGCAUCUCUUAGUACCUCUUCCUCUGGUGCCUGUACAGGAAACACUGCCAGCACUCGCGAUCAAUGGUGCAACUAUGACAUCAACACUGACUAUACCACCACCAUCCCGGAGACGGGUGUCACUCGAGAAUAUUGGUUUGACCUCGAGCAUGUCACCGUGGCUCCAGACGGACGGUCUAGGUUCGCCCUAGCCAUCAACGGUUCUAUCCCUGGCCCUACCAUUGAAGCAGACUGGGGUGAUACCGUGGUUGUGCAUGUCAACAACAAGCUUCCCAGCUCCGUCAAGAAUGGUACUAGCAUUCAUUUCCACGGAAUCCGCCAAUACUACACAAACCCUUCGGAUGGUGUGGUAUCUAUCACCCAGUGCCCGACUGCUUCGAACAGCACCAUCACUUACAAGUGGAGAGCUACUCAGUACGGCUCGACCUGGUACCAUUCGCACAUUGGUCUCCAGGCUUGGGAGGGUGUGUUCGGUGGCAUCAAGAUCAACGGCCCUGCUAGUGCCAACUAUGAUGUAGAUAAGGGGUUUAUUAUCCUGAAUGACUGGGACAUCAAUACAGUGGAUCAGCUGUUCGAUAGCGCACAGAACGACGGACCCCCGGAACUGGACUCUGCCUUGAUCAAUGGAAUGAAUGUCUUCGGGGAAGAUGGCUAUGCCAAUCAGACAGGAACUAGGUGGAAUACAUCCUUCACAGAGGGAGAGUCCUAUCGAUUCCGCCUGGUUAAUGGAGCCUGUGACACCCAUUUCAAGUUCAUGAUUGACAACCAUACUAUGACUGUCAUUGCCAACGACCUGGUUCCUAUAGAACCGUACAAUACUAGCGUCCUCGAUAUUGCAAUGGGACAACGCUACGACAUCAUCGUCCACGCAGACCAAGCCUCCAUCGCCAAGAACUUCUGGCUGCGUGCCAUCCCCCAGGAGGCCUGUUCCGAGAACCAGAAUCCCACCAACAUCAAGGGAAUCGUAUACUACGGCUCUUCUCCAUCGACACCAACAACAACAACAGGAUAUUCCUACACAGAUGCCUGCGAUGACGAAGACAUGUCCAAUCUCGUACCGAUCGUCAACCCCUACACAAUAACUUCCAACCCGUUAUACAAUGAAUCCGAACCAGUCAGCCUAGGCAAAAACUCCCAGAGCCUCUAUCGCUGGAAGUUAAACAGUACCUCCAUGCACGUGUCCUGGGACGACCCAACUCUCCUAGAGAUCUACCGCAACCACACCUCCUUCUCCAAUACGAGUGGUGUAGUCCAGCUCCCUCGCGCAGACGAAUGGGCCUUUGUCAUCAUCGAGACCACCCUAUCUGUGCCUCACCCCAUCCAUCUCCACGGGCAUGACUUCGUCGUCCUCUCCCAGGGAAGCGGAACCUACAGCGCAGGCGACAUCACAACCAACAAUCCUCCCCGUCGUGAUACAGCCAUGCUCCCAGCAAACGGCCACCUAGUCAUCGGCUUUGUAACCGAUAACCCGGGCGCGUGGUUAAUGCACUGCCAUAUUGGCUGGCAUACGGAGGAAGGCUUCGCCAUUCAGUUUGUGGAACGGUACUCUGAGAUCCAGGAUCUGAUUGAUUAUGAUUCGCUUCACUCGAACUGCCAGAAUUGGGAGACUUAUCAGAGCGGGAAGAAUUUUGCUAUCGAGGAUGAUUCGGGGGUUUAA